CAACACAACUCAUUUUAUCAAUAAAAGAGAAGUCUUCCUCUGUUCUAUGUACAUACAUUCAACUCAAGAGCUAGUUCCUCUCUCCUCCUCAUUAUUCUCAAGAAAAUGCCGAUUGGUGAGGUUAUGAUAGGAGCUGCUCUUGGAAUUACUCUCCAAGUGCUUUAUGAAGCCAUCAUAAAAGCAAAAGAUAAAUCUUUAGCCACAAAAUGUAUCUUGGGCCGCCUCGGGGCUACAAUCUCCAGGAUCACUCCCUUGGUGGUUCAUGUCGAUAAGAUCAGCGAAAAAGUAGAAUAUUCUCAGAGGAAAGUCAUUGAAGAUCUCAAGCGUCUUCUUGAAAAGGCUGUUUUUCUUGUUGAGGCUUAUGCAGAACUCAGACGGAGAAACCUACACAAGAAGCAUAGGUACAAGAGUAGAAUCAAAGAGUUAGAAGCUUCAUUAAGAUGGAUGGUAGAUGUGGAUGUUCAAGUCGACCAAUGUCUAGAUAUCAAAGAACUCAUGGCCAAGAUGUCUGAAAUGAACACUAAACUCGACAAGAUCACGUGUCAACCAACUGAUUGUAACUGUUUCAAGAGCAAUGAUAGCACAUCACCAGUGAUAUCACAAACUAGUAAUCAAAAUAUACUCGAAGCAACAGACGGAUCUUCAGAGGAAAAUGAAGAAGAAAGCUCAAGGAUUGAUAUCCACCUUCGAUGGAGUUCAAGAAAAAAAGCUAAAGAUCGUGAGAUCCGAUUCGUGGUUAAGUGAUGUCUUAAGCAACAAGUAAAAUGAAUGCUCAAAUGUGAAAUAGGAUUAUCUUUUUUUUUUUAAUGUUGUUGUGAGGAAUGGAAAUGGAAUCAUGUACACAAUUGUUGACUUAUUCUUGGGUUCACUCCCUAGGGUGAACCUCUAGGUUCACCAACCAGUAGUGUUUGAGUAUUUGA
Messenger RNA from Raphanus sativus (radish), 920 nucleotides. RefSeq names its product RPW8-like protein 3. Bases 106 to 744 code for a protein of 212 amino acids. NCBI's taxonomy places the organism in Eukaryota, Viridiplantae, Streptophyta, Magnoliopsida, Brassicales, Brassicaceae. The transcript has 2 exons. The record is from RefSeq and is a predicted model, not a curated record. Gene Ontology annotation, biological process: defense response to fungus.